Molecule: messenger RNA, 252 nt
Organism: Aspergillus nidulans FGSC A4
Lineage: Eukaryota; Fungi; Ascomycota; Eurotiomycetes; Eurotiales; Aspergillaceae
Exons: 1
Coding region: 40-213 (57 amino acids)
Source: RefSeq, a predicted model, not a curated record
UGCAAAUAGCACUGUUAAUCAUAGGAAAGAAGAGUGGGAAUGCCGACCUACGUUUCUGGUUGCGGUGGAGUGCCUGGUUCUUUAGAGGGUUCCGGCUCAGGUUCAGCUUCCGGUUCAGGCUCUGGCUCUGGCUCUGGCUCUGGCUCUGGCUCUGGCUCUGGCUCUGGCUCUGGCUCUGGCUCUGGCUCUGGCUCUGGCUCUGGCUCUGGUUGAGGCUCGACUGGCCGUGGAGGCUCUGGCUGGCCGACAUCC